AUGGCCCCAAGCUAUUUUUACCUUCGGCCGGGCGUUUUCAACCUCGUGGGCUUCUCGUACGGCAAGGUGGACGGCACCCUCGCACGCGGAGCGAAGGUGAAGGUAAAGCUGGUGCAGAGUGGGCGCUGGUCGGAGGAGCCCUCGCAAGCUGUCGAGCUUCCCCAGGAAGAGCUGGCCCUAAGAGUCGUGUCAGCCGCAGAAGCCGAGAAUGGUGUCGGUACGUUUGUGGGUGGCGUCAUCUGCAUGUCACGGGUCCGCCCCGGAACAGCUCGGGUCUGGGAUUACGGCUUAGUGAUCGGAUACAGCUGGGAACCUGAGCUGCAACAUGGCCUGCUUGAUGUGAACUUUCGUGGUGUUGAGACCUCGUUGAAGUUCGUAUCGGACACUACUCAGGAUGUUGCAGUCGAGAUUUAUGCCUUCGUGAUGGCCGGAGAGAUGAGGCAAAUACACGACAAAGUGUAUAACAAGUUCAAUGGGAUCGACCAACCAGCGAUCAGAGAUGCUACACAGCUGCUGGAGGGGGUCCGGAGUGAUGAACUUGACGAGGCCCGAAUUCUGCCUCUGCUUGAUAUUGGGAAUUUUGCCAUCGCAGAGGUCUCAGUCCAGCACAUACUCGACUACGUCUACUACAAGGACGGUGGGCGGCCGCACCCAUCGGAGGCAAUCUUUGGUGACACCAUCUUUGACAAACCGAUCGCGCAGCAGGAACCAAGAACCCUUGCUGCCACUGAGGUCGUGCUUAGCGAUGGCUUGAGUGACUCUGACGACGAU
Messenger RNA from Phytophthora sojae, 771 nucleotides. RefSeq lists its product as hypothetical. The annotation marks the transcript as partial. NCBI's taxonomy places the organism in Eukaryota, Oomycota, Peronosporomycetes, Peronosporales, Peronosporaceae. The transcript has 2 exons. The record is from RefSeq and is a predicted model, not a curated record.